GUCUUAGUAGCUGACUGCCUGUUAGCUCCUUCUUCCCUCAGCCUUUACAUUUUCUCAGUUUCUGCAAAGUUAUGAGCAGCCAUGGGAGACCGUGUAACCUGGGUUUCCGUGCUUUGAGAGGGUCUAAGUCUCCAUCGAGCCUCAGAACAGGGAAAAACUGGAAUGCUCCAGAGCAGGUCUUGGCACAGAAACACUCUCUGCUUUGCCAAGCUCCCACUGUGAGAGCGAGUGCAGAAGGGAAGGAACAAGAAUCCGGAUUGAAGGAAGAAUUAGCCUCUGACAGGCAUCCUGAAGUCAAUCUGGCCUCCCCCACAGCCAGCAGACGCCCAGCUUGCUAACUGAACUAACGGCAAAUAAAUCAACCCUGCAAAGCACACACACAGUUUGACUGGCAGACAAGGACAUCAUCUGCAUUCAACAAACUGUUAAUUGACAUAUCCUUUUUUGCGAGUGCAAUACAAAGGGAAACAUGCAGAGCUAUAUACAGCUUACAUGGUUAGGGCCCUUUACGUUGUUUUCUAUCAUUCUUUACGUUACAUUUAGCAGGCACUCUUAUUGAGAGCAACUUGCGUUGUUUUCAUUUUUACAUAUCUGUUCAUACCGUUGGACAUUUAACUGAAUUAAAUCAGGUUGAGUACAUUGUUCUAGGAUAUCCUAGGCAGGAUCUGAACUCACAACUUCCGAGCUAUAAGCCCAGUCUCCUAACCAUUAUGCUAUACUGUUGCCCUGUUCAGUGUUUCAAUAGAGGAUGAAUGAAGACCAAACUGAUGUGAUGGUGGAUGGAUGGAUGGAUGGAUGGAUAGACCGAUGAAUAGUACUAUACCACCUUUUCCCCUUUACAUUGCUGAGCAUGCCCCAGUCAUAUACGUUACCUGUACACAGGUGACAUCACAUGACUCUGGGUUCUAAUUAUAAUAUAAUCAUAUCAAAGAGGAGGAACUGUGGGACCUGUAUUUGUUUAGGCAGAUAUAGAGCAAAUGGGUGGUUAUGAGCCUCAGGCGCACUGCUAAAUAAAAUAAGUCGCAUAUAGAGGAGCUGAAUGGGAACAUGUCAUCUUCGUAGCCUUAAUGGCCCUGGCAUGCCCAGGCUUGCUGGCUCAUUUCUAGCCAGGCCUGUUUGCGUUAGCUCAUUCUCUGCUGUGUGAAAAAGGCCCUGUGCUGAAGCCUUGCAGGGCCUGGAGAGAAAAUAGGUCAUGUUCCCUCGCUCCCAGACGUUUGUGUCUGUUGCUGUUUUUGCUGCAUUGUGUUCAGUCCUCAUCCGGCUCUCGUUUGGCAGAAAGCUGCAAAGAGGGACCGUGCUCAUUAUGAUUUCCUCUUGGUAGCUGGUUGUUUAAAGUUUUCUGAUGCCCUCAAUUUUCUUUUGUUUUUUGUUGUUUCUAAUGUAUUUAUUUUUUGCUGAGUUGCUGCUCAGGGAGUGAGGUAAUAACGAGAAUAACAUUCAAUCAAAAAGAAAAUAGUGCCAACAAUAUCUUUAUCAACGGCUAAUUUUUUUUUAAAAAGAGGAAGUGAAAAGACACUCACAGGUUUGAUCAUCCUCAUUCUCCAGAAGACAAAGCUGGAGAGACCGAGGAGCUCCGGCGAGUCCCCGCCACCUCAGAGGGGAGCGUGACCGCGUUCGGCAGGACGGCGCGAGAGAAGCGCAACUUAAAGACGACCCGAGGGACGGGCUUCCACCGUGGGAGAUUCGGCUCCCCCCCUCCUCUCAGCUCCCGGAGUCCGCCGGCAGUUUUCUUAGAAGGCGCUGCCGCUGUUAACCUUUAGUUCCUGGGGCUAUUGAGCCGGACUGAUGUGGAAUGUGACCCUUCCUGACCCGGUGCGACGGGCAGCCUUUGAGUGAAGAAGACGGGGACAGAGGCAGAUAAUAGACUGAAGGGGCAUAAAAGGAAGAGUGAGAGGCAGCGGUAAGAAACCUAUAGUUCUGAGGAAGAAAAGGAGGCGGUCAGAAGACUCUUUGAAUCGAGACUUUUUUUUCGUGAGCACAAUAAGGACUCUCUUUGGGCCGGGCUCCGCCCCCUAGCAUGCCUGUGGAAACGCUGCUGCCCUCGGACGGGCGGAUGGCGGGCGCCCCCCUCGCCUCCGCCAUGCCCUUCCGCCUCCUCAACAAGGGGCCCGAGUACUUCCGGCGGGCCCCGGAGCCCGGGGCGCGCAAGCCGAGCGCCGUGGAGCGCCUGGAGGCCGACAAGGCCAAGUACGUGAAGAGCCAGCAGGUGGCCCGCACCAAGCAGGAGCCCGUCAAGCCGCCCAUCAUCCGCAAGCCGCUGCUGUCCCCCAGCAUGCUGCUGCAGUGCCGCAUCAACAGCCCCCCGGCCCGCAAGGUCCCGCGCCGGCCCGCCGACUCCCACGCCGGCCCGCUCAACCUGGAGAUCCUCAACAACCUCAUCAACGUGUGCGAGGGCCCGCCCCCCGCCGCCCCCGCCUGCCUGUCCGCCAGCAAGGGCAAGCCGCCCCCCGCCAACUCCUCGUCCGGCUCGUCCUCCUCUUCGUCUCCGCUCGACAAGCCGCUGCCCGACGACCAGAACCGGCGGCCCCCUCCCGUGCUGGCGCGCGCCAUGAAGGCCGGGGCGUACGGCUCGCCCGCGGGGGGCUCGCCCAACACGGUGACGGUGCGGCGUGUGGACGUGCGGCCGCAGGCCGAGGUCAGGAAGCCCCAGAGGAUGCCUCUGCAGCCGCAGGCGCCCAAACGGCAGGUAGCCCAGCCGCAGGCUCCGCCCCCGCCGCCGCUGGCCCCCGCGCAGCCGGCCCCCACGCAGCCCUCCACCAUCCCCUCCUUGCCCUCCGUCCCGCCCUCGGUCCUGCCCCCGCCGCUCCCCCAGCCCUGCCUGCCCGCCAGCCCCCGGCUCCUGUGCGGCAUGCUGCCCCCGGGCUCCCCCGCCUUCACCCGCCUCUCCUCCGCCAGCUCGCGCAGCUCCCCGCGGGACGGCCCGGGCUCGGCCCGCCGCCACCCCUCCCUGCACCGCUCCAAGUCGGACCUGAGCGACCGCUACUCCCGCGCCACUGCCGACCUGGAGCGCUUCUUCAACUACUGCGGGCUGGACCCGGGCGAGGUGGAGGGCCUGGGGGUGGAGCGCUUCGCCCGCGCCAGCUCCGACAUCGUGUCGGUGUCCAAGCUGCGCAGCGUCAGCACCCCCAGCUCCGAGUGCGGCGCCCCGUCCCAGCGCAGCCGCGCCGAGCAGGAGGAGGGGCCCCCGUCGGCCGAGCGCGCCCCCUACGGGAUCUCGGUCAUCGAGAGGAACGCGCGCGUCAUCAAGUGGCUGUACGGCAUCCGGCAGGCGCGAGAUGCCCACAGCGUGUCCAACGUGUAGCGCGAGGCUGGGGCGGACUGCGGGGAGGGAAGGCUGCAAGAGACUCCUUCUUUCCUAGCCAACUUCAUUUUUUGUAUUUAUUUAUUAAGCGACGACCUGUCGAGAUGUUCUGAAGCUCAAAGGUGUACAUUUCCUUUUGUAUAGUUGACUUGCAGGAAGGAGAGUUCGGUGUUUUCUCUUGCCUUAUGUUCAGUUCAGUGAUGUCAUUUUUUUCCGGUUGGGAAUGGUUUCCCGGGAGGGCGCUUAUCAAACCACCAGCAGGACUGCUAACCUCGAGGAGAAAGAGGCAAGAAAUAAACUGAACUCUUUGCAUUUAGCUGGGAAGAAACUGGCAAUUAAAGCAAUAAUGAUGAUGAUUGGAAGGUAAUGGUGUAAUAGGUACCGAGUCGAUGGUAAAGGGGAUAUGGCCUUCAACCCAGUGAGUGUGAUCCGCUCACUCUGGGGAAAAGCAAUGAAACCUCAUGUGUGCAAACAGAUGCCUUUAAACACUUUGAUUCCGGUCUCGGGCAUGAGCAGCCAGCUACUGCUGUGUAUUAUGAAGCAGGUGAGAUUGGAUGUGGUUGUUCAGGUGAAUGGAGAGAAUAAGGAUACUGUGAAAAUGGGCAGUUUCAGGUGACUCAUGGCAGUUGCUUUUGCAGUAUGUGUGCAUGCAUGUUCUGUCAUUAUGUCUGAAACAUCAUUUCAACAAAGCACAAAUUCUUCACGUCGACUUGCACACACAUGCGCACAGUUUCUUCCCCUUCUCAUUGUGGAAAUGUUCUGAAUGGGGCAACGUUGUAUUCACACUGAGUUUUUGUUGUUUUUUUUUUUUUUUUUUUUGGUCUGUUAUUUCUCUUGAGAAAGGUUUUGUUGUAAGAAAGGUAAGCGAAUGUCAUGUGAAGUUAUAGACAGGUGGCUGACGUAAGUAAUGAAGUGGACGAGUACACCGCAGACAGGUGUCUGGUUGCUACGGUUGGAAUCAAAGCACAGGUGUGUGAAUACAGAGCGAACCAAGAUGGCGUCUGUCCUGAGGGCAAGAGAGAGACCCAGAGACGGACGAGUUUGAGAGAUGGUAGAAAAGUUGAAAGAAGGUAGAGAGGGGACUGAAUUUAGUGGGUGCACAGGAAGUUUGAGCAUUUCUGUUAAAGUUUAAGUUUGAUGUUUUUGUGAGACCUGUAUUAAUACACAGCAUUUUUUAGAUGUAUUUUUUCAGUGUUCAAUGGUAAUCCCAAAGGUAUCUACACACACACAGAUGGGUACAGGUAUGAGCAAUGGAAUAUAAGCGUAUUGUAUGCUGGAGAAAGCGUGGGUGUGCAUCUAUGAAAAGAGAUGGGUUUAUUUCACCUGGAUAAAUAAGAUAUUCUCCCCGGAGGUCAUUGAGAACUUCCUUGUACUGUUUUUUGUCAAGUUUUGGCCAGCUAGAGUGUUCAGAUGAGUAUCUUUUAUCUGCGACUUCUGUGUAUUCAGAAAAUGUCAAUAAAGUAUUUAAAUAACAUGUC
This is a messenger RNA of Anguilla anguilla (European eel), 4779 nucleotides long. Its product is annotated as protein FAM110B. NCBI's taxonomy places the organism in Eukaryota, Metazoa, Chordata, Actinopteri, Anguilliformes, Anguillidae. The record is from RefSeq and is a predicted model, not a curated record. The transcript is spliced from 4 exons. The coding region runs from base 2018 to 3301 and encodes 427 amino acids.